Molecule: messenger RNA, 3323 nt
Organism: Harpegnathos saltator (Jerdon's jumping ant)
Lineage: Eukaryota; Metazoa; Arthropoda; Insecta; Hymenoptera; Formicidae
Product: glucose dehydrogenase [FAD, quinone]-like
Exons: 1
Coding region: 144-1463 (439 amino acids)
Molecular function (GO): flavin adenine dinucleotide binding; oxidoreductase activity, acting on CH-OH group of donors
Source: RefSeq, a predicted model, not a curated record
CUCUCUCUCUCUCUCUCUCUCUCUCUCUCUCUCUCUAUCGAGGCCUACCGUGCGACACGACACCUCGCUUCCCUUAGAUUUUCGUCUUCCUAGAUUGAACGGAAAUACCACGCGUGCGCAACUGAGACUCAUAACACGCGACGAUGUAUGUGACUCGAGUUAUUGUCUAUUCAGGUAUCAAAAAUUCCUCGUAUCACGGCAAAGACGGCAAUCUGUGCGUGGAGUUCACACCCUAUCACACGGAGCUGGCGAGCGUAUACCUGAAAGCUGGCCAAGAACUCGGCUACGACGUCGUGGAUUACAACGGCGAGAAUCAAAUAGGUUUCUCGUACAUUCAAGUGAACAUGGACCGAGGAGUGCGUUGCAGCGCGGCCAGAGCUUACCUCGACUCGAUCAAUCGCGAGAACUUGAACAUCGUCACCGGCGCUAGGGUGACGAAAGUGCUGAUCGACGGCAACAAACGUGCCUACGGCGUCGAGUAUAUUCAGGACGCCACUUUGAAGCGAGUGUUCUGCAAGAAGGAGGUCGUUCUCUCAGCCGGUACGAUCGACUCGGCUAAAUUGCUGAUGCUUUCGGGAAUCGGGCCCAAGGACCACUUGGAGGACCUGGGUAUUCCGGUGAUACAGGACUCCAAGGUCGGCUACAAUAUGUACGAGCACAUCGGUUUUUUGGGCUUGACCUUCCUGGUGAACCAGACUGUGUCUCUGCUGCAGAGCAAGAUCACUCCCAGCGCAGUGCUGGAAUAUUUGCUAUUCAGAAACGGUUUAAUGACAAUACCGGGUGGCGCCGAGGCGAUAGCAUUUAUUAAGACCAAAUAUGCUGUCGACGAGAAACCAGACGUCGAACUUUUGUUCGUAUCCGGUUCCAUACAUUCGGACGACGGCCUGGUCCUGAAGGAGGCUUUGAGAAUCACGGACGACGUGUACAACGCAAUUUUUAAACCCAUCCAAGGUCGAGAAGCCUGGUCGGUCUGGCCUAUCGUCCAAUCCCCCAGAAGCGUCGGCCGUUUAACGUUACAAUCGAAAAAUCCACUCGAACCGCCCAAGAUGGAACCGAAUUUUUUCAAUCAUCCGGCUGACCUCGAGAUUAUCUUGGAGGGAGUGAAACACGCCAUCAAUAUAUCCAAGACCGAGGCCUUUCGUGCUUACGACAGCCGACUGAACGAUCUUACGAUACCGACCUGCCGACAGUUCGAGUUCGCUACCGACGACUAUUGGAGAUGCGCCAUCAAGCAUCUGCCGUCUAUGAUGAAUCACGAAGUGGGAACAGUGAAAAUGGGGCCAUCGACGGACGCUUAUGCCGUUGUGGACCCGCAGCUGAGGGUCUACGGCAUUCAAAAUCUGCGAGUGGCAGACGCCUCGGUCAUGCCCACGAUGCCCGUCGGUCACGUAAACGCAGGUAUUUACAUGAUCGGAGAAAAAGCUUCGGAUUUGAUCAAAACGGCUUGGGAGAGCGCGAAAUAAGACUGCGCGCCGAUAACGCAAAGAAGCAGGGAGAACCUGAUAAAGUAAAGUAAGAAACGCUGUUUACUAAAUAAUUAUCAGCUAAAAACAAGUCGUUCCAUUGUGAAAGGACUUUCGGAAUUCCAACGAUCAUGACGAAGAACUUGACGCCGUCCUCUUGGUGCGUGAAACACGCAAUGAUAUGUUGUAAUAGCUAACGGUUAUGUCAUUAAUUUCUUUUUUUGUGGGAUCGUCGAAGUAGAAAAGAGGCGCGCCUAGGUGUGACAUACGUACGUUCGGUCGUGCAGAUCCCCACCCGAUGUAUAUAUAAGCAUCGACGAAUAAGUGGAUAGCGCGAAACCUUGAAUUUUUAAUGUGAAGGUUCAAAGCAUGUUAUCGAAAGUCAAACGAUGAACCUGUAUUGGGACAACCGUAUGAAUAUAUAAUGACAUAGUGAUCUUGACAUUUUCUGUAAAUAUUAGGGCUUUCCUUAAAUGUCAAAGCAAUAUAUUUGUCAUAGAAGUAGCCUCGUCUUUUUAAUAUUUAGAAAGAAAUUCGCGUGAUCGGAAAAUAUUCAACCUUGUAUUGAAUAUGAGGCUAUCAUGCCGGUCUGCAUGUGUUUACGAAUCUAGAAUUAUUCUUGUGCAAUUUGUGCUCUCGAUGUCAACAAGACAAUCAUUUCUCAAUGUCAGGCUGCAAAAAGACUAUUCAAGAAAACCCAAUAUCUGAAACUUGCAAUUGUAAGCAAAUGAUAUUUCUUUCCUUUUUCUGUCUCUAUUUUGCUCUGUUCUUCUCUUUUUUGCAAAAAAUUUGUAUAGUAGAUUCCUUAAAACAUAUAAUUAGCAUCAAAGUAGCAUUAAGUUAUUGCUCACGUGCUGAUAUACCUAAUAUGAAUAAUAUGAAUAAUGAAUAAUACGAAUAAUGAAUAAUAAGAUAUCAUGAACAUGGUACAAUAAUUGCUAUCCAAGGAUAUUUAUUCCACACGACCGACUGUAUCGAUUGUCCCGACGUCAUUGAUACAUUUUUCUAAUCGCAAAUUGUACGUGUUUUUAUACUUAUAUAUAUUAUUUGUUACAUACGACGCAUUAUCAGACGAUAAUAGACUGAUGGGAGAAAUGAUGGGAGAAGCGAUUAAGAGUAAGCAGAAUACUACGAAUGCAUCGUUCAAUAAUGGAUCAUGUUGCCUGCCAACGAUACGUUAAGUUGUGACGUAAAUGGGGGAUAUGAGUCAUAGCGUAUUUUUCCAGCGAAACUAACGUAAGGCCAAUAACGAACUAGAAAUUCUAUGGGAGAUUUUUUGCUACAGUUUUUUAAGGAAGCUAAAAAUCGAAUCUUGCAAAAAUCUCACGUCGUCUUCAACGCAUAUCGCGUAUAUAAUAAAAUGAAACAUGUUCCUUUUAAAGAUUAAUUAUUGUUUAAAAAAACUAUCUAAAAUGUAUAAUUGUAAAAUACACACUAGAUUUUACAUGUUACACUCCAUUAUAAAAUUCCAUUAUAAAAAGAUCAAUCAAAAUUGUUAGUGGAGAGAAAUAAUGUGAGUUCUAAUGCUGCAUUAUUUUAUGGUAAUUUCAAACAUCUUGAACAAAUGUAAUUUAUGAUUUCAGUGAUAAUCAUUGACUUGAACUAAUUUCUUGUAUACAUAGUAACUCAGUAAUACUAGAUUGACACCGGUGUAAACAAUGUUACAUAUUCAUUAUUUCUCAGAUAUACAGUGUUUCGUAACUGGUAGUACAAACAGGAAAAGGCUAGUUCUGCAUGACAAAAUAAAUUGAGAAUGCAGAAUGAAGUAUUUUUGUUUUUUAUUUUUGAGAAAAUUAACAUUUAAAAUUCACUGGGUACACGUAGUUCUGAAUCACCACCAGUUAUAGCACAUCUUGUAUA